This is a messenger RNA of Necator americanus (New World hookworm), 852 nucleotides long. RefSeq lists its product as uncharacterized. The record is from RefSeq and is a predicted model, not a curated record. NCBI's taxonomy places the organism in Eukaryota, Metazoa, Nematoda, Chromadorea, Rhabditida, Ancylostomatidae. The transcript is spliced from 7 exons. Bases 1 to 852 code for a protein of 283 amino acids.
AUGGCGCGCAAUAUCCACACCUCCUACGUUAUCCAUGCGGCCGACAUGGUUCUUCAGGAGGCGGACGACUUCGAAACAUGGGAAAGCCGUAAUCUUGCUCGAAUUGUGCUAGCAAGGAUCUUCGGAAAUGUGAUCGUUCGUUUUCAUAAGCAGAAUGAGAGGAAAGCCCGUUCACCGCUCCCACCAUCCCCAAUACCACCACGAUCAGGACAAGAAAGGGCGAGUACUCCUUACUAUCGACGUUUCGAUCAUCAGCACAGUAUGUCAAACUUUAUGAGCCCAUUUGGAGAGGAUCAUAGUUUUGUCUUCGCGCCUCGACAACGAACACCACAAAGUGAGCACGGUUCUACUCAUAGUUCCAUCGAUCUUCUAUCAGACUCACCGGAAUCGGGCAGUCCUUCAAACAUUGACCAACCAUUGUCAACUGCGCCGGCAACCUACCUACCUUAUUACAGACGAUUCUCUAAAAGACCAUUGCGAGAUGGAAACAAAGAUUUUGUGUGGAUGACGUCUGGGCAAUUCACGACUCAAGGAGGGAAGAAGAAGAUCAUCGAGUUUAUCCGAAAGAAUUGGACAGAUGACCCUCGCACGAAAUUCUUUGUGGACCACAUCGGCACCAUAUCACUUCCAGGCAUUGCACGUCACAAGUAUGCGAGCACAUGGCGAACAGCAUUCACAUCACGUGUUAUCUACUUUUCUCUCGACGUCUCUACUAUGCACCUCUGUCGUCCAAUCGUUGUGACAUUCACGUUUUCAAACGGAAAACGACAACACAGACCAAACACAUCUCAAAAGCAUUUCGAAAACUUCAUGAGAAGCCUCUAUCCCUACGGAAAGGAUAAAGUUGCGUAA